AUGGCCCCAAUGGUCUUGGAUGAAGUUGACCCUGCCGUCGUACUAGUCACAGCUCUCACAUGCAAAGCCCCAAAUGCUCUUCUGCAACCGAUUAGGGUCGCCGCUCGCGUUCAUGUCGGUUCCAAGGCGGAGAUCACACAACGUGUCAUCCAAGUGUCAUCACACUCCCUCCCUUCUGUCCUUCCAUUGUUUCUAUUUCCGUCUGAAUUCCCGGCGCUUUCUCCCUUCUGGGUCGCCGCCGCCCGGCCCUGGCCUCUUGGCGAGAUCUGUCUGCCUCGUCACAGAUCGGUCACACUUCCAGACCGUCUCUUUCGUCGGUCGCAGCCUUACUUAUAA
This is a messenger RNA of Laccaria bicolor S238N-H82, 336 nucleotides long. RefSeq lists its product as uncharacterized. The record is from RefSeq and is a predicted model, not a curated record. The transcript is spliced from 3 exons. Lineage: Eukaryota; Fungi; Basidiomycota; Agaricomycetes; Agaricales; Hydnangiaceae. The coding region runs from base 1 to 336 and encodes 111 amino acids.